Molecule: messenger RNA, 385 nt
Organism: Dentiscutata heterogama
Lineage: Eukaryota; Fungi; Glomeromycota; Glomeromycetes; Diversisporales; Gigasporaceae
Source: the annotation of a GenBank genome assembly
UGUCAAGAAUAUAAUGGUAAACGCCAUUUCAAAUGCUAAUGAUGCUAGUGCAGAAUGUAAUAAAGAACUUUGUUCAAUUAUGGCGGAUAAAGUAGCACUUGGGGAAUUUGCCAUGAAAAGAAUGUUAAAAAAAAAUAACAGCGAUUAUUAUUAUAAGAAAUAUUUUACGUCCUUUAAAAGAUUUGAAAAUAUUUUGAUAAAUAUUAAAGAUUUCACUAAUAAAGCGUCAAAGCUCGAAGGUUAUAGAAAAUUCCUUGGCACAAUAGAAGUUAAAAAAGAAUACGAAAAAUUAAUAAAAGAUUUUGAUACAUCUAUGAAUGAUCUACAAUUUAAUAUGGUCAUUACUAAUGAGGGUGUUGAUGAAUCUCUAAAAGCUGUUGAAGAA